Molecule: messenger RNA, 2394 nt
Organism: Macadamia integrifolia
Lineage: Eukaryota; Viridiplantae; Streptophyta; Magnoliopsida; Proteales; Proteaceae
Exons: 3
Coding region: 1399-1920 (173 amino acids)
Molecular function (GO): protein dimerization activity
Source: RefSeq, a predicted model, not a curated record
UAGCUUAAGCUGUAUAUUAUGAUCUAUCUGUUCCAUUGGUCUAGUCCUGCAUUUUUUUCCAUCUAAAUUGUAAUUGAUGAUGCAAAGCUAUCGUGUAUCUCUUUCUCUUUUGGGCUAUCUUCUUAACUUAGAUGCUUUUUGUGUGCUGCUACAGAAUUCUUCUCUUGGCUUACAUAUGGAGAAGAAAAACUAGAUUCACAGAAGUGUUCUUAUAUUUUCUUGUUGGCCAAAUUUUAAACUUUUGGUAAACUUAAAAUCUAGGAGUUGUCUCCACCUUUGUGUUUGCCUGGUAGUUAUCUUCUUGAUCAUUUGGUACAUCGCACAGGGUCAAGGCUAAAGAAUGGUUUUGUAAAUUUAAAGACUUCUGAAUAGUUAAUGCCAAAUUUGGGUCUUUUGAUGCUGUGUGCCUGUGCCAUGCAAGUGUCCGUUAAUGCAUCAAAAUAAACUAUUUAGUGGUCAAACUAAAAAUGACUUGUCCAGAUGACUUCCAGUUCAGGAACAAAAAUGAAUAAAACUUCCAUGUCUAGAAAGUAGUUUGACAGUCUGUUCUAGAGAGGUUACACUCAAUAACUAUAAAUAUCAAUGACUUACUAAUUUGUAUAUUUUUAGGCUGUUGUCCUUUGAAGAUAUCACCAAAGGACCGACUGAUCUCGUUCAUAUCAAUCUAGAGAUGUGCAGUAUGCAUGGUUCGAAAUCUCAGCCGAGAUAUUGCUGAUAUCUCGGAAAUUUCGGCCUUUUUUUUUUCUUUUUACCAAGACUAAACGGCUUACAAAAUGAAAAAAGUAUAAUGUUUCGGUCAAAAUUUUGGUAUCUCACCGAAAUUUCAUGUAACAUUUCGGUAUCUCGCAGAAAUGUUACAACCCACAUGCUAUUUAUACAUCAUUUCGUGAGGAGUCUAAAUUUCGACUCCAACUUGACUGUAACUUCACAAAAUCAGUGCAUUGCCAAGUUUUUUGCCACAUCAUCACAUCUAUUCAAUUGAAGAUCAGUUGAAUAUCUACACAUUUCCAAGCUUUGGAAAGGUAAACCACUUUCCCCAAAACCAUUUUUUUUGAAGUAGUCACAUAAACAUGUUGGUUAGGGAUAAAUUGUUUUAUAUGUUAGACACUAGAGGCCGAUCUAUGACCUUACGGAGUCGAAAUUUUUUCUCGGUUCAUAAUUUUUUUUCCUGGUUUAAAAAAUACAUUUUUCAUCAACAUAAAAUGGAAAAAAUGAUGUUUAAUAUAGCUUUGAUGGAAUGCAAUUAUAUAUAUGUUAUUCACCAUUGGCUGAUCUUUGACUCUUGGAUUGAAAUUUUUUUCCAGCCGAAAAAUAUUUAUUUUAAUUUUAAAAAAAUAUGACAAAUAGAUUAAUAAUUAAAAAAAUAGGGAAAAAUCAUGUAAAAUACAAGAUGCAUUCAUGACAGUUAUUGAAAGAAUGGUGCCCGACUUAGCUGUGCAAGACAAGAUCAUACGUGAGUCUCAAAUGUACAGAAAAUGUGAAGGUAGCUUUUCAAGGAGUUUGGCUAUUAAACAACGGAAAGCCGGUGAAGGAGCAUUGGAUCCUAUCUCUUGGUGGGAAACACAUGGAUCUUUGGCCCCUACGCUUCAACAAUAUGCAAUACGCAUAUUAGGCCUUUGUUGCUCCGCUUCCGGUUGUGAGCGCAAUUGGAGCACAUUUGAUUUUAUUCACACCAAGAAGAGGAAUAGACUAGAACAUCAGCGCUUGAAUGAUCUAGUCUAUAUCCAAUACAAUCGUCGGCUUCAUUCAAGGUUCCAAGAAAGAAGGGAAAAAGGCAGCAAUUGUGAUCCAUUAAUUCUUGAUGAAAUGAAUUGGAGUAGUGAAUGGAUAACAGGGGAUCAAGAAGAUGGAGAUUUAGUCCAUCCUGGAGACGACCUCACAUGGGGAGAUGUUGAUAGAGCAAUUGGUGCAUCUACAUAGGUGGGGGGUCGUAAUUUACCUAGGAGGGCUCAAGGAUCAACAAGUGCAGCCAAUAUUUGCUACACACGUCGUGGUAGGGGAAGGGCCACUAUUGAGGAAUCAUCACAUGAUGAAGUUGAAGAAGAGGUCCACGAUGUGGUGUGUGAUGAUGAAGAUAUUGAAGAAGACUUUGGUGAUGGGCCAACUGAUUCUAUGAAUCAACAACAGGAGGGAGAAGAAUUAGAUGUUGAUUUGUUAGCUUGAUUAUGGUUAAACAAGAACAAAGUUUAGCUUGAUGGUUUAUUUUGUUGUUUGAAAAUUUAUACUUUAAAGCUUACUAAAGUUUAGCAUUUUGGUUUAUUUUUAUGUUUCUUAAUUUCCAUUAGGUGUUUUUAAUUCUCCCCAGGUAGGAUUGGAACACAUAGCCUAUCACCUAUCAUAAGUCAUGACUCAUAUAUUAAGGAACAAGGUUUCUCUUGUUGCUUAGUGUUUUAG